AUGGAGCAUGCGCCCAUCUUUGUCAGGCUGGAUGAGAUCAGGCGAAAGGGCUGGGAGAGCGAGGAAGGGAAUCGGUUCUUCGACAGACAAAAGAGACAGGCUGAUGAGGGCAGCGAGGAGACGCAGAGAUAUCUCAACAAGAUGAUGCAGGCCAUUGCCGACGAGAUGCAGCGGAUGACGGGAGCAUUCACAAUUUGCGAUAGAGCAUACAGUGCCGUCGACAACGACAGACAGAGACGGAUCCUCGACUGCUGCAUGGCUCCAGGAACAUACCUACAGGCAGCGCUCGAGCAUAAUCCUGGCGCCGGUGCUCUGGCCUUCACCCUGCCGCCCCCGCUUGGUGGGCACAAGCUGCUGCUGGAGGAAGACGAGACUCGAGGCCUAGUCAUUAAGCUCCUCGAUGUGACGAUGCUUGCAGCCGAUAUGGGUGUCACGCCAGACGAGAUCCCUCCCGACCACCCAGACGCGGCGGCGUUCCUACCGCAGCAGGUCGAGCCAGGCCGACACUUCGACCUGGUCCUAUGUGACGGGCAGGUUUUGCGCACUCACGAGCCGCACAGGGCUGCGUACCGCGAAAGGCGCGAGGCGCGCAGGCUGACACUCACACAGCUCAUUCUAGGGCUGGAGCACCUGCGGCCCGGGGGCACGAUGAUUGUCCUGCUCCACAAGGUCGAGGCCUGGGAUACCGCAUGCCUCGUGCGCACGUUUCACGCCUUCUCUACUGUGCGGCUCUUUAAGCCUCGACGGGGUCACGCCAAGCGUAGUUCCUUCUACAUGAUCGCGACAAACAUCCGGGCUGAGGACCAGGCGGCGGUUGCAGCGGUGGAGGAGUGGAAGGCGACGUGGAAGGUUGCAACGUUUGCGAGCGAGGACGAGUAUGCGGCUUCUCGACAGGAGUGUGUAGGUGUUGACGAGCUGCUGGAUCAAUUUGGACCGGAGCUGAUAUCUCUGGGACAUCAUGUCUGGAGAGUUCAGGCUGAAGCCCUUGAGAAGGCUCCAUUCAACCGCAGGUGA
Molecule: messenger RNA, 1014 nt
Organism: Cryphonectria parasitica EP155
Lineage: Eukaryota; Fungi; Ascomycota; Sordariomycetes; Diaporthales; Cryphonectriaceae
Exons: 2
Coding region: 1-1014 (337 amino acids)
Biological process (GO): methylation
Molecular function (GO): methyltransferase activity
Source: RefSeq, a predicted model, not a curated record